Messenger RNA from Penicillium canariense, 537 nucleotides. RefSeq names its product respiratory supercomplex assembly factor RCF1 (gene rcf1). NCBI's taxonomy places the organism in Eukaryota, Fungi, Ascomycota, Eurotiomycetes, Eurotiales, Aspergillaceae. Gene Ontology annotation, cellular component: mitochondrion. The record is from RefSeq and is a predicted model, not a curated record. Bases 1 to 537 code for a protein of 178 amino acids. The transcript is spliced from 3 exons. Gene Ontology annotation, biological process: mitochondrial respirasome assembly.
AUGAGCCGCGAACCUUUGCCCUCGUCCUUUGAGGACAACCCCCAGUUCAGGGAGGAGACGGGCCUCCAGAAGUUCACUAGACGUCUGAAGGAAGAGCCUCUGAUUCCACUGGGAUGUGCUGCCACAUGUUACGCCCUCUACCGGGCCUACCGAUCCAUGAGGGCGGGUGACUCCGCCGAGAUGAACCGCAUGUUCCGCGCCCGUAUCUAUGCGCAGGCGUUCACACUGGUCGCGCUCGUCGCGGGCGGAAUGUACUUCAAGACGGAGCGGCAGCAGCGCCGGGAGUUUGAAAAGGCAGUGGAAGAGCGAAAGGCACAGGAGAAGCGUGACGCGUGGCUUCGCGAGCUGGAAGUCCGCGACAAGGAGGACCGCGAGUGGCGAGAGCGACAUGCAUCCAUCGAGGCAGCAGCGAAGGAGGCAAGCAAGCGACCGUCCUCGAACGAGCCGGAUGCUGCUCGAGCAGCGAUUGAGCCGGCGGAUGAAAAGUCAAUUGGGGUUCUGGAUGCGGUGCGGGCCCUGCUGUCAGGAGGGAAGUAG